AUGUAUUUCUCAACUAUCCUCCCCUUGCUCUCGCUCACCACUCUCGCCUUCUCAACCCCAACCCCAAGCGACAACCUAGACUCAAGAGACAUACCAUACGGUGCCUUCCCAUCCUCAAGCUAUGGGACACCAUCCUCUACACAACUACCCACAUAUCGAAACCUGGGCCAUGCGAUAGUGCACAACAAGUGCUAUUUCCCCGUCUACAUCUGGUCCGUGGCCUCCACGGUCAGACCAAAGCGAACUAUCCUUCCAAAUGAUCGGUACAGUGAGGUUUUCCGCGAAAACCCCGAUACUGGCGGUAUCGCAAUCAAAAUCAGCACCAACCGUGACGGACUGUACAACAGUUCUCCGCAGAUGAUCUUUGCGUACAACCUUUCCUCUGCAAAGGAACGGGGUCAGAGACAGGAUAAAGUGUGGUAUGAUCUGUCUGAUGUCUUUGGAGAUCCAUUUGUGGGCUACUCGGUGAAUCUUGCGCCUGCUGAGCCUUCGAUUUAUUGGAAGGAUGGGGUUCCUCCUGCUGGUAGUCAGGUUAGGGCUGUUGAUUCUGCGACGGAUUUGGUCUUGACGCUUUGCUAG
Molecule: messenger RNA, 579 nt
Organism: Penicillium griseofulvum
Lineage: Eukaryota; Fungi; Ascomycota; Eurotiomycetes; Eurotiales; Aspergillaceae
Product: Bys1 family protein
Exons: 1
Coding region: 1-579 (192 amino acids)
Source: RefSeq, a predicted model, not a curated record